Messenger RNA from Paralichthys olivaceus (Japanese flounder), 9560 nucleotides. NCBI's taxonomy places the organism in Eukaryota, Metazoa, Chordata, Actinopteri, Pleuronectiformes, Paralichthyidae. The record is from RefSeq and is a predicted model, not a curated record.
GUGCUCUGUGCACUGAGAACCUUGUAAUACUGCACUUGAUCUGAGCACACAAAUUGAAAUAGUACUUUUUAGUUUGUUACUUUCUUUUAUUAUUUAAUUUGAUGAAGCUGAACAGUCUAAUGUCCAUUAUUCUAUCAAAUGAUAGUAGUUAGUGUAAAGUCAUUGAAUUAUCACCAGUUUGAAUUACAGUGUGAAUGAGCUGCACUGGCUGAAUAUUUUCCUCAUGAUUGUCUCAGCCUGAUGGAUAUGGAGAAGUUGGGGAAAUCUCUUCAGCAGAGCUCUUCUAUGAAGAAGAUGAGUAGUGUUGACAUCCAGCACACCCUGGACAAUCUCACUGCUGAUUGGUCAAAACUGGACAGGAUGUGGACCAGUAGGAAUCAGCGCUUGGAGCAGGGGGUGGAGUUCCAGAGGUUGAACCAGGAGGGAGACCGGAUUGAGGCGGCGUUGUCCGGACAUGAAGCCCGACUAAGGGUCAAAGACGUCGGGGACUCGGUGGACAGUGUCCACAGUCUGCUGGGCCGACAGGAGGAGAUGGAAGGUCUCCUGAAGGCUUUGGACCAACGGAUUGAUCAUUUCAGUGAGCGCAGCCUGGAGCUAAUCAACCGACAACACUAUGCUGCUAAAGACAUCAAGGAGAGAAGCAGGAGCAUCCAAAGGGCCAAUAGGAGGCUGAAAGACGGCAGCAGGCAGAGGAGGACUCUGCUGCUGGCCUCAAAGAAAUACCAGGAGUUUCAGAGGGAUGCAGACGAGCUGCUGCUGUGGAUGGAAGAGAAGUUUAAGGUGGCUGAGGACGAGUCAUAUCGUGACCCCACCAACGUCCUCCCAAAGCUGAAGAGACACGAGGCAGCUGAGAAGGAGAUGCAAGCUAAUCAGGUCUGGCUGGACAAACUGGUUCAGCUGGGACAGGAGAUGCUUGCCGAAGAGCACUACAACAGUCAGAGCAUCAGCAGAAAGACGACUCAGCUUAGCAGCCGGUGGAGGAGACUUCAGGACAAGAUGGAAGACAGAGGAGACAAACUGAGACAGGCAGGACAGCAGGAGCAGCUGAUGGAGCUGCUUCAGGAUGCCAAACUGAAGAUAGAAGCCAUCCAGUGGAUGCUGAACAACGCUGCCAAAGGUCACGACCUACGCUCCAGUCGACAGCUGCUAAAGGAGCAUCAGCAGCUGGAGCAGGAGGCCAAGGAGCUGGCAGACAAGAUCAACUCCAUCGUCAGCCGAGCCAAACAUCUCGCCACCAAACACUUUGACUCUCACAGGAUCCUCCAGGAGACGGACACUUACCUCACCCUAUUCAAAUCUCUCCAGAAGCCUCUUGACCGGCGUCGAGCUCAGCUGGAGGCAUCGGUGCUGCUGUUUGGCUUCUAUCACGAUGUGGCCCUCGAGCUCAGCUGGAUCUCUGAACACCUUCCUGCCUCCGGGUCCACAGGAUACGACAAGUCUCUGGCUGGAGCCAUCAGCCUCCGAGCAUGUGUGUUUCUCCAGGAGCUACAGGCUGAAGUUAACGCUCAUCAGAAACACCUGAACCAGGUCCUGGAGAAAGGCCGGACUCUGGCCAAAACCAGCAGCUCAGACGGAGAGGAAGUGCUCCAGAGGUGCUUCCACCUGAGUGCUGAGUGGGAGGAGUUUGAGGAGGCAUGCAACAGACGAGCAGCCCAUCUGAGCAAGGCCGUCACCAGAGAACAGCUGCUGUUCGACUGCUCGGAGCUGGAGUCCAGGCUCGCUGAGACAAUCAAUGUGGUGAACACCGAUGACUACGGCAAAGACCAACUGGCCACACGGAGCCUCCUCACCAAACAUCAGGUGUUGGAGGGCCAGCUCGAGGUGCUGGAAGUGGAGGUGGAGGAGCUGGGGGACCAGGUGGAGCAGGCAGUUCAGAACUGGAGUCUGGAGGAGCUCAGCAGACCCUACAGCCACCUGAACAGCCUGAACCAGCAGCUGCAGCACCAGGCUGCUCUCAGGGGUCAGAGGUUAAAGGAAGUCCUCCAUCUCCAUGAGUUCAGACAAGAAUCUUCAGAGCUGGAUGAAUGGAUGAAUCAGCAGAGACAGACGGCUGAGUCUCAGGACCUGGGCAAAGAUUAUCAACAUGUUCAGUUGCUUCGUGGGAAGUUUGAAGGCUUCCUGAAGCAGCUUGAGGUCGGAGAGGAACGACUGCAGAGCUGCAACGACGCAGCCUCUCGGCUCAUCCGCAGCAAACAUCCACAGAGUGCUGCAGUCAGACAAGCACUGCAGCAACUCGGUGCAUGCUGGGAUGAUUUGAAGGCUGUGGCCAGAAGGCGUCAGGAUCAGCUGCAGAGAGCUGAGGGAUGUCACCGCUUUUACCAGGAGCUGACUGACGCACUGAUGCUCAUCCAGGAGCGACAGAAAAGCAUCCCUGACGACGUGGCAAAGGAUUUCCAAGGAGUGAUGUCACAGCUGAGGAAACACGAGGCUCUGCUCCACGAGUUGGCCGUCACAGAGCAACAGUUGCAGGAGCAGCUGGAUGCUGUCGACACCAUCCUGGACCAGUGCACGCCUCAGUUGAAGCUCCGCCUACAGAACGUGCAGCAGGAAGUGGUGGAGCGGUGGGAGGAGUUAAGACUUAACACCGAGCAGAGGGAGGAGGAACUAAAACUAGCGUGUCAGCGAUACCUGUUUCUUAACACGGCGCAGGACUACCUCCUGUGGUGCAGCCAGCUGAUUGGUGCUAUGGCCGCAGAGGAGAGCAUCAGCGAUGUGGCCACUGCCGACCUCCAGCUCGCUCAGCACCAGCAGCUGUGGGCGGAGAUGGAGGCCAGACAGGAGACCUGCCAGCAGGCUCUGGACAUGGGAGAAGAACUGCAGACACAGGACCGGAGCAACAGGAAGGAGGUGGUGGAGAAGCUUGACGCUGUGCAGGCAGAGCGAGAUAAACUGGAGGAUCAGUGGAACAAGAAAAAGAGCUGGUUAGAGAGUGUGUACCUGGAGCAGGUCUUCUACAGAGACCUCCACAGCAUGGACAAGACGUCCAGCUCACAGGAGAUCCUGUUGCAGAACAGCACUCUGGGAAACACGGUGGAUGAGACGGAGGGUUUGAUGAAACGUCAUGAAGCUUUUGAGAAGCUGCUGGGGUCUCAGGAGGACAAGCUGUUCUCCCUGAAGGAGCUCGCUGAGCAGCUGAAGAAGCAGCUGAGCAGAGAGAAGAGUGGCCGGGUCCAAACCAAACUCAAAGCCCUCUUCCAGAGACGGGAUAGGAUCAAGGAGCUGUCCAUCAGACGCAGGGAUGAGCUAGAGCUUUCCAGGAUGCUGUGUAUCUACAGCCGAGAUGUUGCAGAGGCCGAGGAGUGGGUGUCUGAGCGGAUGCAGAAGAUGGCGGAGGACGGCAAAGCUGACCUGACCAAUCUGCAGACCAAGAUGAAGCUCCUCCAGAAGCAUCAGGUGUUUGAGGCUGAGAUCCUGGCGCACAGCGAGAUCAUCAGCUCCGUGCUGCUGGCUGGCGAGGAGCUGGUCUCCCUCCAUCGCCCAAGGGCCAAGGAGGUGAGGAGGAGUGCAGCCGCCCUGCAGCUCCACUGGGAGGAGCUGAAGAAGGCCGUGGCCACUCGAGGGAAAGCUCUGGAAGAUAAGAGAGACUUCCUCGAGUUCCUGCAGAAAGUAGAAGAGGUUGAGGCCUGGAUCAGACAGAAGGAGGUGAUGGUUAAUGUUGGAGAUGUUGGAAAGGAUUACGAACACGGGGUUCAACUGCUGAAGAGACUCAGCGAGUUCAGAGGAGCCAGAGACGGGGAAGCGACAGUGGACGACGCUCACAUCACAGCCAUCAACAAACUGGCGGCCAGACUGGAGAAGAGACAGAGCGACGACGAACUGGUGACCGUUAGACAGCGGAGACAGCAACUCAACGAGAGGUGGAGCAAGUUUCACGGAGAUCUCAGCACUUACAAGCGGAAGCUGGAGGGGGCGCUGGUGAUCCACGCCCUCAUCAGAGAACUGGAGGAGGUCAGGGACCGAGCCAAUGAGAAGAUGCUGCUGCUGCAAGGUCAGGACUGUGGUUUUGAUGUGGAGAGCGUAGAGAACCUGAUCAAACGUCAUGAGGAAACUGAGCGAGAGGCCGGGGUCAUCCGGGAGAGGUCAAAGGCUCUGGAGAAGGAGACGUCACAUCACCUGAAGGCUCCGUCAGCGAUGAGCGACAAUCUGAAGACCAAACAGAAGGAGGUGCAGAAGGCUCUGAAGACUCUGGAGAAAGACGUCAAACUCUGGAAGGACAAGCUGCAGGAAGCUCACCAGCUGCAGCUCUUCAAAGCUAACCAGCGCCUCCUGCUGGAGUGGAGCAUCAAGCAGAGCAAGGAGAUGGCAGAGAAAGGUCUCCCCAAGACCAGAGCGGAGGCCGAUCAGCUCAUCAUGGAGCAUCAAGACUGGAAGACAGAGAUCAACGCCCGUGCCGACCGCAUCGCCUCUGUACAGGACUUCGGUCUGGGUCUCAUCCGUUCUGGCCACGGAUCAAAAGCUGAGCUCCAGAAGGCUCUGAACCAGCUGGAGGAAGCCAAAGCUGGACUGGACGAAGCCUGGCUGAAGCGCAGAACAACACUGGAGCAGGCUCGAACCCUGCAGGUCUUCCUGGCCUCUGUGGAACAGUGUGAGAGUUGGCUCAGCAAUAAGGAAACCUUCUUGUCCAAUCAGAACCUUGGGGGCUCUGUGACAGAGGUGGAGACUCUGCAGAGGAAACAGACUCAGUUUGAGGAGGCUCUGGAGGCUCAGGCGGAGCAGUUGGACCAGGUGGAGAAACUGGCUCAGAACAUGAUCCAAGAGAAGCACUACGACUCCGACAACAUCAGAGCCAAGAGCAAGGCACUUGUUGUCAGGCGGAGUCAGUUGCAGCAGCAGAGCAGAUCUCGUCACAAAGCUCUGGAUCGAUCGCUGCAGCUGCAGCUGUUUUUAUCCAGCAGCUACCAGGUGUGUGUGUGGCUGAACGAGCGUAACGCUGUGGCAUCAGAUGAGAGCUGGAGGGAACCGACCAACCUUCAGGCCAAACUGCUGAAACAUCAGAGCUUCGAGGCGGAGAUCCUCGGGAACCGCUACAGAGUGGACACACCCACCAAGGAAGGAGAGAAGCUGCUGUCGGAGUCCAGUUCAGCUGAAGUGAAGGUUCGGCCUCGACUCAGAGAGCUGACGGACAGCUGGGACGCCCUGAUCCACAACUGCAAGGAGAAGAAAACCAGACUGCAGGAGGCCUACCAGGCGCUGCAGUUCCAGCGAUCACUGGACGACGUGGAGCAGUGCGUGGGCUCAGUGGAGCGGGAAGUAGCCAAUGAGGACUGUGGGAGUGACCUGCCGUCUGUCAGCAGGCUGCUGAAAGCCCUGCAGGGGCUGGAGGAGGAGGUGGACGGACUCAGAGACAGAAUCCAGGGCCUGGUGGAGACGGCGAAGACCUUCCACUCUCAGGGAAACUUCCUGGCUGAGGAGAUCCAGACCAGAGUGACUCACACCAUCAACAGGUAUAAUGGUCUUUCAGACCCCCUGCAGAGUCGCAGGGAAACCCUGGAGGCCUGGCAGGUUCUGUUCCAGUUCUACAGAGACCAGGAGGAGGAGGUGGCCUGGCUGAGCGUCAAACUGCCCUCCGUCACUACCAAAGACUGGGGGAGCUCCCCGAGCAGCACCCAGCAGCUGCUCCACAAACACCAGGCUGUGAUGCAGGAGAUCUCAAGCCGCGCCCCAUUGGUCCAGGCAGUUCAGGAGGCGGGACAUAGUUUGGUCAGAGGUCGUCACUUUGCGUCUCACGAUAUUCGGGAGCGUCUGGACGAGCUGAGGAGUCUCCACGAGGAACUGAUGAUGGAGGUGGAGAAAAAGGAGAAACUCCUGCAGGAGGCGCUCAGCAUCCACAACUUCCUCUGCGAGGUGUCGGAGCUGGAGCUGUGGUUGGAGGAGCAGUGGGUGGGUUUGGAGUCGCGGGAGUGUGGGAGGAGUAAGGAGGCGACCGAGGCUCUGCUGAGGAGGCUGGACUCUGUGGACGUGGAGCUGGAGAACCAGAGGAAGAUGGUGGAGAGGCUGCAGGAGAGCGGAGCGUCCCUACAGCACCUCGGACAUCCCCACAGCCACCUGGUCGCUGACUCCCUCCCUGUGGUUCUCGAGCGCUUUGAAACUAUCCUCAGACUUUCUGCCUCUCGUCGUGUUGCUCUGGAAAAUCAGCUCCGUCUCUACGUGUUCGAACGAGAGGCCAAAGAACUAGAAACAUGGCUGACCUCCAGGAAGAAUAGUGCCGAGUCUGAGGACUGUGGACAAGAUCUGGAAGACGUAGAGGUUCUUCAGAAGAAACUGGAGGUCCUGGUCUCGGAGGUGUCUGGUCUGGGUCGGAGCAGGUUGACUUCAGUGCAGCAGCUUGGCCGGGGGCUGCCACAGGAUGGACAGGCCCGCAAAAGAGACGACGCUCUCAGCGACCUUUGGGACGCCCUCAGCAGCAGCAUCAGGACCAGAGAGCAGAGUCUGCAGUCAGCGAGGGAGAUCCAUCAGUUUAAUCACGAUGUGGACGAGCUGAAGGGCUGGAUGGCUGAAAAGGAGGUGGUGCUGGACACAGAGGACCAGGACCAUGACCUGCAGUCCAUCCAGACUCUGCUCCGACAGCACGAAGCUCUGGAGAGAGACCUGGAGCUGAUCUCCGAGGAACUGAGCAGGAGAAGGGAGGAGGGCCGAGCUCUGAGCAGACGUCAGCCUCGGUCCAAACACGGUGUCACUCAGACACUGCAGGAGCUGGAAGUCUGCUGGACCCGCAUCCAGGACAAGGCCUCCCAACGCCACGCCAGACUGGGCCAGGCUGAAGAUGUGCAGAAAUACUUUUCUCACUGGACUGAACUCAUGGCGUGGCUGAAGGAGAUGCUGUCUCUGGUAAGAGGGGAGGUGCAGAGAGUGGAGGGCGCUGACUUGGAGCAGCUCCUUAAAAAGCACAACGAGUACCGCGUCCAGAUCGACCGGCAGCUCAGCAAAUCACAGGCUGCGAAGGACGAAGGGAGGCGACUGAUAGAGGAUGGAAGCUUUAUGUCCCAACAGGUGGAGGAGCGUGUCUGUGAGCUGGAGGAGCUGGAGACGCGGGUGCAGCAGGUGUGGGAGGAAACUAAGCUGCUGUACGAGGAGGAGCUGGAGAUCUCGCUCCUGCAGAGGGAGCUGGAGCAGGCAGAUCGCUGGCUGAGCUCCUAUGAAAACACUCUGACGGCCGAGGACUACGGGGACUCUGUGUCUGAUGUUAUGGAGCUCCUGAAGAGGCAGGAGGACUUGGAGGCCAUGAUCGUGGCCCAGAGCGACCGCUUCAUCGCACUACAGACGAAGAAAACACAGCGGGAGAAGAGACUGGGUCUUCAUGUAAAGGAGGACAAGGACCUUCAGGACAGGGGACCUUCUCCCAGAGUGUCAUCACUGAGGAGGAAACCAUCAGAUCCAGGGACCCCGCGGGUCUUAUCCUCGAGAGAUAUCGUUCGCAGAGUCAGCAGCAGCAGCAGUGGUGGACAGACAGACAGAAGACUCAGACCGUCCACCCUGGACAAGAAAACAGAUCAGACCAGUCCCUCCACCUCUGCUAGUCCCCCGCCGAGCCCGUCUCUGCAGCGUGAACCAGAUGUUAGGAGACGAAUCAGCACCGACAGGAAGGUUCAAGAGUUAUCCACUGACAGUCCCCCUGCUAGUCCGAGCUCCAGCCCGACUGUAAAGACCUGGAGACGUCGAAGCAGACACUCAAACCCAAACACCCCCUCCUCUCCAACACGUCCUCCAUCACCUCCACCCACCUCCCCCAAACUUCCCAUACCCCCUCAAACCUCCAUCUCCUCCUCAUCUAGAGGAGCUCUGGAGGAAGAUCCUCAUCUCACAUCCAAACCUCCUCUAGCUCCAAAGCCUAGAAUCACCUCCACUGAGCGGAGGCUUGGACGCAGCUCUGAGCACAAAUGGGAGAAGCCCACAACACCACCUGACUCACCUCCACUAAUCGGAGCGCACGUUGCUCCCACUGAACCGUCACCUCAACCUGCAGAAAGACAAACUCCCCCUGAAACGCCAACGCCUUCGGUGAGACAACGACUAACCCGCCUGGAAUCAGCAAUAAACAAACGUCCCGUCUCUCCCGACUCUCUAGCUCCACCUACCGAUAAACAGAUCGCACUACCUGAAACCACGACUGCUGAACCAAUCACAAAGGACCUCGCUCCUCCAACGAGGGAGCUGCCUCCGUCUCCUCCACAGCGUCAAAGUCAGUUUGAAGAUUUACCAGAGGACCAUCCCACAGCUGAGGUGUCUGCUGAGCAGCCAAUCAGAAUGGAGGGGCUGCUGGAGAUCAAACUGAAACAAGCAGGAAACAAGGGUGCGGAGCACUGGGAGGAGGUGUUCGCUGUUCUGGAGGGAGAGACACUCGCUCUGUUUAAAGAUCGAGCAGCUGCUGCACAGAGGACCUCUAGGUGGCCUCCUAUCAACAUGGUUGGAGCAGUUUGCAAAGAGAACCCUUUCUACAGGAGGAAGGAGAACACGUUCAAAGUGAUACUGGACGAUGGCAGUCAGUACCUGUUUGCAGCGUCCAGCCGAGAGCUUCAGCUGCUGUGGGUGACGAAGCUCCAAAACCGUCCUGAAUCUGCCAACAGCGACUCCGACGACUCGGGGAGAGCCUCCUCCGUCAACCUGAGUUUGGAGAAGUUGACCGAGGCCGCGGAGGAUUCAUCCAGACCAGCGGACAGGAGCGGUGAGAGCCUGGAGAGACAAUCGUCCACAGAGAGCCAGCCUCCUCCCAAACCCCCCCACACCUACUACGACAAACACUGCUACCCUGAGGGGGGGGGGCUGAGGACCACAGGCUUACGGACUCGUCAUCACCAUCCUCCCCCAGUACCGAGUCCUGCUGCCCCUGACAACCAGGACCGUUACAACCAGGUAACAGAGGACAACCUGAACAAAGACAAGUCCAGAAGGAGCGUCUUCAGGAAGUUCUUCACUAAGAAGUAGUUUUACAGUCGUCAAGUGCUUUUAUUCAACAUUCUCACAAAGUGCUUCCCACAAAACCCUGAGGAGAGAUAAUGAAGCUGGACAAAUUCAUGAGCCUUAAUUCUAGUUGAACAAAUCCUGAAUAAUACAAACCGGUCGCAUGUUGUUUCCUCUGAUGAGAAUCUGCUCGUGUCUGAUCCAGAAAAGUCUGAAGCGACUUCGCCUGAACAGUUUUUGCUUCGUUUCUUGAUCUUCACUUUUGAAAUGUGACACGCAGAUGAAAUCAUUGACAGGAAACCAAACUCAUUUUCAACGCGUCGCAGCAGAAAAGGUUUUUUUAAGACGUGAUGAUUCUUAAAUGAUUCAGUGUUUUUUAAUUAAUUCCAUUUACUUAUUAAUGAGCAAAAAAUCCAAACAUCUUCAGACUCAUCUUCUCCAUUCAAUCAUCAAUAAGCGAAUCAUUAAAAUGAGUCAGAUUAAGACUCUGACACGAAUCAGGAGUUCAAACACUUCAAGUCAAUUCAAGUGUUUGAGAGUCAUUCACACAAACUGGCUCCAGUUUGAUUCAGAAACAUCUUAAAUAUCUAACUCCACUGGUUUCUACAGGACAAAGUUAUUGAUAUUCACAUCGACUCCGUUGAUUACUGUGAGAAUUCUUU